UCGGCCUGGUUGCGAUUGAAACAAUUGCUCCGCGCGUGUCUCCCAAUUGCGAGUGUAUAUCCUGAUCCGCGUCCAAGGAUAAUCGCCAGAAAGAUUUUGAUUUUCAGCAGCUGUUUGCAUCAACGAGGACUCGGGAUUAAAUUGCAUCCUGUCGCGAUGAGAACUCUGCCAUUUUUGUUGGCGCUGGCGCUGUUGGUCAUUGGAGCCACAGCCAAAGCCUCAUCCUCCUCCACCACCACCAGUACCACCACCUCGGCGAAGCCAAAAACAGAGACCAAGCCAAAAGCUGAGCCGGAAAAGGCCACCAAACAGCCUUCUCCCUCGGCUUCGCCUGCCUCCAAGGCCACAACCACAUCCACCACCCGCCAAUCGAAGGCUUUAAAGCCGGGCGAGAAUCGUGGCAAGAGAACGCUGUAUGACUUUGGCAAUGCGGGCUAUCUGUAUCCCGAAGUGGCCAGUAGGAGGGCUGGCUAUGUGGACAAUUCGGCCAGCUAUUAUCCCCAGACUGGCUACUAUAAUGGCCAAAAUGCAAUUGCUCAAUAUCCAGGCAACUUUGGACCCGCUUAUGCUCAAUAUCCGCAGUACUUGGAGGCUCCGGAACCCAUCAUCGAGAUCAUCAUCAAGGAUGCCAAUGAGACUUUGGCCGAAGAGCCUGCCCAGCCAAUUGUGACCAAGAAAAAGAAGAAGAAGGAGAAGGUGCAUGUGUUUUAUGUGAACUACAAGAAGGAUCAGAACAACAAGUUGCACUUGGAGUCGCCCAUUGCCUCGUUGAAUAACGACGAUAAUGAGGAGGAAGAGGAGGAGGAGGAGGAGGUCAUCCAGUAUCCGGUUACUCCAUUGCCACCAGUGAAGUCUACCACCCUGCGCACCAUCAUCCAUCCGGAUUCCGAGAAAUUCCACAGCAACUCCGGCAUUCAUGUGUCAUUUGGAGCGGAGAAUCAGCACCAGACGGGUCACAUCCUGGAGGAGCACGAUGCCGAGAGCAUCCAGCGCCAAGUGGUGGCCUUGCCACCUUCGGUGUCCUCCAAAUCGGAGGGUGGAUUCCUGAGCAACACACGCGCGGAUUACGGACGAGAGAACAAUUUUGGCCGGGCUCCAGGACCCAUUUCCAAUCUUCUCUUUGGCAGCAACUACCAACAGUCGCCCAUUAACUACCAGCAACAGCAGCAAUUGCCCACUCAACACGGCAGCAACUACUUCAGGCCGCCAGCGGCACUUGUGGGUCCACCUCCAAGUUAUCCAAAGCCAGCACCACAGGUGCAACAGCAACAUCGCCCCAGCAUCACCCAGCAACAACUGCCCUCAACUUCUUCGCAGACCAUUUUCAAUAAGCUGGUGCAACAGUCGCAGUACUAUAUUAACCACAAUCAACAGUACCCACAGCAGCAGCAUCACCAACAGCAACAUCAACCACAGCAACAUCAACAGCAGCAGCCACAUCAACAGCAGCAGCAUCAACAGCAACAUCAGCAACAUCAGCAACAGCAACAUCAGCAGACAGCACAGCAACACCUGCAACCAGCACCGCAGCAACACCAGCAGCAUCAACAGGCACCGCAGCAACAGCAAUAUCAAAAACCGCCCCACAAGCAAGUGCAAGUGCCAUUCUUUCCCACAAUUCCGCCGAAAAGCGUGACUCCUGCUCCAUAUCAGCCUGUUAAAUUCCGUCCCACACCUGCACCUGUUGCCCAGGUGAAACCCCUGCCUCUGCCCGUCAAGCUGGACAAUGCCAACUACCAGCAGCAGCAACACUAUCAGCCACAACAGCAACAGAAGUUGCCGCAUCAGCAGCAAUCUUAUCAGUUUGUGCGUCAACCUCAAUUUGUGCAGCAGCCGCAGUUUGUGGUGCGUUCACCCACGCCACUGCCAGAAUACUACUCCCAGCAGAAGCAGCAGACGCAGCAGCAACAUCAUCAGAGCGCUCUCAACUAUUUCGACAUUAAGCCUUCCAAGGAGACGGAGUUGUUGAAGUCCAUUCCCAAGUUUGAGCAGCACAUCACGGAGACUGUGCAGAACCCCAUUGUCCCCUCGCAGCAACCACAGCAGCAAUAUCAGCAGCAGGUGCAACAGCAACAUCAGCAGCAGCAGGCGCAACAGCAACAUCAGCAGUAUUCUUAUAGCAGCACGCGGAAUGAGGUGAUCCACGAUGUGCCCGCUCCCAACUUGGGACCCACAGUACAGCAGCCCAUCUCUGGACACUACAUAACGGCGGGAUCAUCGAAUGGCCAGCAUUCCCAGCAGCAAUCUCACUUCGCCAGCUUCCCCAGCGAAACUCCUUCGCAGCCUCCCGUCUAUGCAGAGUCCACUCAUGGCCAGAAGGUGAUGGUGGUGACCCCAGUGCCUCCAUCCACCAACUAUGUGACCUAUAGCCAGUACUCCCAGGCCGCCCAUGAGCCAGUGGUCCAUGUCAAUGCCCAGUCGGCGGCUCUGCAGGCUCAGGCCAGCACCAACUUUGCCCAGCAGCCCCGGCAGCCAGCUUCCUCGCUGAUCAGUGCUCCAUCUGGUGACAACUCACCCUUCAGUGUGUCCACUUUCCACUCGGAUGUGUUCAAGGAACUGGAGCAGCGGAAUCAGAAGGAGAAGCAGGUGCCUCAGCAGGCUCCCAAGAUAGUUUCAGCUCCAGUUGCAGUGCCCCUUCCCGUUUCCCCUCCCACAUCCACUCCCGCAUCUUCGCCCGAUGGCAAGGCCUCGCAAACGCUUCUCCAACUGCCCGACGAAGUGCCCGAUGAUCUGCGCCAGCAACUCUUCUCCUCGGGCAUCCUGAACAAUGCCGAUAUCUCCAUUCUGGACUACGAUAAGCAGGGAGACAUUGCACUGGAGAACCUGCCCGCCGAGCAUCUGCAGCACUUCUAUGGAGCAGGUGGUGGUGCCCAGAUUGCCGAGACCAACAAAGUUUUGACCGUGGUCAAACCCAAUGGCGAUAAGGUGGCUCUCAGUGAGAAGCAACUGGAUCGCGUGAAGCAGAGCAACUCGUUGCCUCAGAAACAGGAUCUCGAUGUGAAAGUGGUUCGCUAUGAUGCCGCUCAAGGUCAGAGUGUGAGCGAUAAGUAUGUGCGCACCGAUGCCACCGUGGUGACCCCAGUGGAUUUGGCCGAACGCCAACAGUACAACCGCUACCUCCCACUGAAAAUCAACGGAGCACAGUUCCCCAUUCCCGACAGCGAGGAGCUGCUGGGCAAGCGGAUUGUCAGCGUGGUGGUCCUGGCUCCCGUGGAGGCCCAGAAUCCUGGACACUCGACCAGUGAGGCGCGGAGUGCCGACGGCAAGGAGGUCAAGUUCCUGGGCGGCGAGCUCAUCAAGACGCUGGUGAAGAAGCCCACCAAGGACAACUUCAAGCGUUGGCUGGAGAAGGAGGCGCGCACCGAUCUGGAACUGCAGUCCGUGGUUCUGCUGGUGACCAAAUCCACCGAUGCCUCCGCGGAGCAGGAGAUCUUCAUGUACGACAUUGGAACGGGCAGCAUCAACCGGCUGAAUGGGGAGCUCUCGAGCACGUUCGUCAACGUGGCCGAGGAGAACGCCAGCAGCGAGGAUCUGGAGCACGCCGCCACCUUGGACCCCAGUUCGCUGGAGUCCAUGAUGCAUCUGCGCCGCAGAUAGACAUCGCGAUCGAGUCGAGCCGCCGCAGUCCACAACAAAAUGCCAUUUAGCUACUCAACUAGACAUGAUCAUCGUGCGCCCCUGAAAACCCCUCUUGCGUUUUUCCACUUCCUUAGUUGUUUUUCUCUUACUUUCCUUAUUCUGUCCUCAGGUUGCACAUUUUCCACACAAAAAAAAGAGAAACUCGUUUCAUUGAUCACGGCAUUGCAUCCAAUCCUCUCGUAGUAUUUCCAUUUUGUAAAUAUUCUAUGCUGAUGUUACAAUUAUCGUAAUUUAAGUUAAUUUACGUAAAAAUAUUAAAAUAAACAAGAAAAUU
Molecule: messenger RNA, 3913 nt
Organism: Drosophila rhopaloa
Lineage: Eukaryota; Metazoa; Arthropoda; Insecta; Diptera; Drosophilidae
Product: mediator of RNA polymerase II transcription subunit 15
Exons: 5
Coding region: 157-3597 (1146 amino acids)
Biological process (GO): cell projection assembly; membrane organization
Cellular component (GO): actin cytoskeleton; cytoplasmic side of plasma membrane
Molecular function (GO): phospholipid binding; actin binding
Source: RefSeq, a predicted model, not a curated record